GUCAGGUUUGCUGCUGCUGCGGAAAUGGGGGAGUACGGAGUCGCACCAGGCCAGCGCGUGGCCAUCAUCUGGGAUAGCUCCUCGCCAGUUGAAGCUCUGAAGGAUUUGGUGGAUAAAAUUCAGGUGCUGGUAGGAGCUGAUAAUCGUGUCUCUGUGGAAAACAUUAACCAGCUAUCUCAAUCGGCUCACAGGGAGUCCAGUUUUGAUGUAAUUCUCUCUGGCGUGGUACCAGGCAGUACCGCACAGCACAGCGCGGAGGUACUGGCAGAAAUAGCUCGCAUACUUAAGCCGGGGGGCCGUGUCCUCCUGAAAGAACCAGUGGUUACAGAAUCAGGAAACAACAGCAGAAUCAAGACAGCAGCCAAACUCCCUACAGCUCUGACUCUCUCUGGGUUGGUGGAAGUGAAGGAGCUGCAAAAGGAAGCGUUGACCCCAGAGGAGGCCCAGUCGGUCCGAGAGCAUUUAGGUUACCAAGGCCAUGACCUUCUCAUUGUUCAGAUAGAAGGCAGGAAACCCAAUUUUGAAGUGGGAUCCUCAAGUCAGCUCAAACUUGCCUUUGCCAAGAAACCUGGUCCUUCAGGAAAACCCUCUGUGGACCCAGCCGCUGCCAAGCUGUGGACGCUCUCUGCCAAUGAUAUGAACGAUGAAGAGAUGGAUCUUCUGGACUCUGAUGAGCUGUUGGAUUCAGAGGAUUUGAAAAAGCCAGAUCCAUCGUCCCUCAGAGCCCCAUCCUGCAAAGAAAUGGGCAAAAAGAAAGCCUGCAAGAACUGCACAUGUGGCCUGGCUGAAGAGCUGGAACAGAAGAAGAGCUCACAGCCCAAAUCUGCCUGUGGAAAUUGCUACCUGGGAGAUGCGUUCCGCUGUGCCAGCUGCCCUUACCUGGGGAUGCCUGCCUUCAAGCCUGGGGAGAAGAUUCUCCUGAAAGAGAACCAGCUGCAUGAUGCCUAACAAAGAUGUCUCUGGAUGUCCCACAAAGGACUCCUCUGCUUUUCCAUCAGUCUGAGGUUCUUCCUGCAGCCCUCCUCAUCCUCUCAAACU
Balearica regulorum gibbericeps (East African grey crowned-crane) is the source of this 1038-nucleotide messenger RNA. Lineage: Eukaryota; Metazoa; Chordata; Aves; Gruiformes; Gruidae. The record is from RefSeq and is a predicted model, not a curated record.